Dendronephthya gigantea is the source of this 1810-nucleotide messenger RNA. RefSeq lists its product as uncharacterized. The transcript has 3 exons. Gene Ontology annotation, molecular function: oligosaccharide binding. The record is from RefSeq and is a predicted model, not a curated record. Lineage: Eukaryota; Metazoa; Cnidaria; Anthozoa; Malacalcyonacea; Nephtheidae. Bases 367 to 1557 code for a protein of 396 amino acids.
AGUAAUAUCCAAAUCAUUUUGAAGAAAUUCUCAGAAGUGCAUCGCAGAAUGAGGUAAAAACAACGAUUAUAUUCAAUAAUUGUCUCUCGUCUCUUGUCACAAAACUGUGGCUAAUUUCCGCUUCUGUUCAAGUCUUUCUAAUCAGCAAUUAUUGUAAAUAUCUUACUCAUAAGCACAAAACACGGCAGUGAAAAUGCAUGCAAAUUUUAAAGUUACUUUACGCCUUGUUGAAACUAGGAGUAGCGGGAAAUUUACAUGAGAAAACAUUGAACAUUACUGAGAAAUGCAAGAGUUUGUGACUAACAGCGACUAGGAGAUGUGGUAAACUUGGUGUCUUAAUGGCCGGGAAUAAACGAGAAAGCUUUUAUGAUUGGGGCCGUCCCCAUCCCCACUGCCUCCGAGGAUGUUACUUGGCAGUCGUUCAUCAACUUCGUGUUGCUGUUUAACUUCGCUGAGGCUUUUUACAAGGUGACAAUGAUUCAAGACAAAACUCUGCAUGGCUGUAGUUUUCAAAACACAUCAGAAACGACGAUUGGGAAUUGCCUGGCGAAAUGUCUGCAAAAUUGCACAUGCAGAGCCUUCCGGAUGUGUGGUGAAGAUAAGACUUGCAGCUUGUGUUUGUCAACAAGCACAUCCUUGAAGAUAAAAGAAAAACAGGGCGACUGUGGCUAUUUUGCCUUUGAAAGAAAUCACCAACAUGGUUAUGAGAACGGUGGAAAGAGCGGUUGUUUUCAAGACACAAACUGUUGCCUGACCUCCCAAACUUGCUUCAAUGAUGGAGUGUGUAAACCCAGCUAUCCUAAUGAUAUCCUGCAUUCACCACGUUUCACAUGUGACUGUCCCCCAGGGUACCGCGGGAACCGCUGUAAACAGCCAAUCAAGUCGUGCCGUGGCUACGUUAAAGCCAGCGGUCAUGAUCCACCAGCCUCAGGAAACUACACAAUUAUGGAUCACGACAAUAAACCCUUCCAAGUAUUUUGCAAUUUCGUGAAGAUGUCAGUUAGUGAUACUACAGUAUCCUGGACACUUAUCCAGUCCUACCGAUUUGAAAAUAAGACGGAAUUUAAGGCGCCUUUUUUUAAUGACAAUCCCAAAAAUGCCGAAGACCCAAAUUGGGAAUCGUACCGUCUGUCGUUGUCUAGAAUGAAAUCUAUACAAAAGGAUUCUUCAAAAUGGCGAAUGACGUGUCGAUUUGACACGGAUGGGCUGAACAAAACUGAUUAUAUGGAAGGAUUGAAAUCUCAAGUCGAUAUACUGACAUACAAUGCCAGUGAUUGUAUGAAUGUUGAGUUCAUAAAUGUUCGCGGGUACGAAUGUGCCGUCGGAAAUUGCCAAGCUUUUUUGAUUCAAAAAUUCAAUAGACCAUUUCACCACGAUUCAUAUAGGAGCGGUAAAAAAAAAUGCAGCAACUCCCACACUGGUAAUAAAUGUUCCGCGGACAAUAGUGGUAACAAUGGUGAAGAUAACUUCGGUCGCUAUCAGGAUGGCUGUGUUAAUCCAGAUCAUCGUUGUUCUAAAAAUAAAGUUUCCACGACUCAAACCUGGCUGGGAGCGUGAGUAAUGAGGUCAAACGGAUCGAUGAUGACACUUUUUAAAGACGGCUUUAUAUCUGUACAAUAUUUAUAUGGAUUAUAUUUAAUCAGUUGAACUUAGCUCUUCAAAAUUAAAGAAGAAUUAACUUUAAUAGUAUAAAUUGACCAUAACACUGGAGAUGCGCGCAAAAGGUGUGAUUUGAUGGAAACUAUACCUCAAAAGUAUAACGAGAACUCUUUUUACAACAAAAAACUUGGCGCAGAAACCUGAACGCAGG